ACAUUCGAAGACCUGCAAGCGAUAUUCAAUUAUGCAGUGGUCAACUCGAAUAGCGUUUUUCGUCGCAGUUUCUUGCGCUCAUUUUCUUACGGUUUUUGGAGCUGGUGAAGCAAUAUGGGGAAAUCCUGCAAUUGCUGAAAGCCUUCUGCAAUCAUUUACUCAGUCCAUAGCUCGUUCUGGAGCUUUUACAUAUGACCAAAUGGAUGACAUAUCGUCCAUAAGUGACACAAUUAUGGACGCAAUGGACAGAAUGGCUAGAUCCAAAAAAAGUUCCAAAUCGAAACUCCAAGCUCUAAAUAUGGCUUUCGCAUCGUCCGUUGCUGAAAUAGCCGUCUCAUCAGAUGGAGGCCAACCACUGGGUGUUAAAACCAAUGCAAUAAUGGAUGCAUUAGCUGAUGCUUUCAUGCAAACAACAGGAACAGUAGAUCAGGUAUUCCUGAGAGAGAUGGGUGAGUUAAUAACUAUGUUUGCUCAAGCCAGCAUAAAUGAAAUAGCCGAAUCAUCCGCAGGAGCAGCAGCCUCGUCAGGAGGAUUAGGUACAGGACAAAGUUACGGUCCCAGCGCAGUAUCCGCAACAGCUACAGCCGCAGGUUUGUCCGGGAGAGGUUACGGUCAAGGUCCAAUUACUGGAGCAUCUGCAGCAAGUACAACUGCAACAGAAACAGGAGACAUAUCAACCCAAACUACAUACUACACAAACCGAAGAAUACAUCACGAGAUCAAGUGCAGCCAAGCUUCAGCAGCUGCUGCAACAGCAGGAGGCUAUGGUCAAGAUCAGCAAGGAUAUGGUCAAGGCGCAGGUGCUGGGGCAGCUGCUUCUGCAGCAACAGGAGUUGGUGGUCCUAGGGGACCAGGUUACGGAGUCGGACAAGGUACAGGAGCAGCCGCAGCAGCCACUGCUGCAGGAGCUGUAGGCUAUGAUCAAGGCCUGAGAGGAUACGGUCAAGGUGCCGGGGCUGGCGCUGGAGCAGCUGCUGCAGCUGGUGCUGGAGGACGUGGGGGUUUUGGACAAGGCCAACAAGGAUAUGGUCAAGGCGCCGGUGCUGGGGCAGCUGCUGCAGCUGGUGCUGGAAGAGGUCGAGGCUACGAUCAAGGUGCAGGUGUUGGAGCAGCCGCAGCAGGGGGUGCUGGCGGUCUUGGCGGCAGAGACCAACAAGGAUACGGUCAAGGUGCAGGAGCUGGAGCAGCAGCCGCUGGAGCUGGUGGUGCUACGGGACCAGGUUACGGAGCCGGACAAGGCGCAGCAGCCAGUGCUGCAGGAGCUGGAGGCUAUGAUCAGGGCCUGAGAGGAUACGGUCAAGGUGCCGUAGCUGGUGCAGGAGCAGCCGCAGCAGCUAGUGCUGCAGGACUUGGCGGUCUCGGCAGAGGCCAGCAAGAAUAUGGACAAGGUCCAGGUGCCUCGGUAGCAGCCACUGCAGCAGCAGGAGCUGGUGGAGCACGGGGACAAGAUUACGGAGCCGGACGUGGUGCAGGGGCAGGAGCAGCCGCAGCAGCCAGUGCAGCGGGAGCUGGAGGCUAUGACCAAGGCCUGAGAGGAUAUGGCCAAGGUGGCGGAACUGGUGCUGGAGCAGCUGCUGCAGCUAGUGCUGGAGGACGUGGAGGUUUUGGACAAGGCCAACAAGGAUAUGGUCAAGGAGCCGGUGCUGGGGCAGCUGCUGCAGCUGGUGCUGGAAGAGGUCGAGGCUACGAUCAAGGUGCAGGUGCUGGAGCAGCAGCAGCAGCUAGUGCUUUAGGUCUUGGCGGCAGAGACCAACAAGGAUAUGAACAAGGUGCAGGUGGCGGGGCAGAUGCCGCUGCAGCAGCAGGAGCUGGUGGAGCACGGGGACAAGAUUACGGAGCCGGACGUGGUGCAGGAGCAGGAGCAGCCGCAGCAGCCAGUGCAGCGGGAGCUGGAGGCUAUGACCAAGGCCUGAGAGGAUAUGGCCAAGGUGCGGGAGCUGGUGCUGGAGCAGCUGCUGCAGCUGGAUCUGGAGGACGUGGAGGUUUUGGACAAGGCCAACAAGGAUAUGGUCAAGGAGCCGGCGCUGGGGCAGCUGCUGCAGCUGGUGCUGGAAGAGGUCGAGGCUACGAUCAAGGUGCAGGUGCUGGAGCAGUAGCAGCAGCUAGUGCUUCAGGUCUUGGCGGCAGAGACCAACAAGGAUAUGGACAAGGUGCAGGUGGCGGGGCAGCUGCCGCUGCAGCAGCAGGAGCUGGUGGAGCACGGGGACAAGAUUACGGAGCCGGACGUGGUGCAGGAGCAGGAGCAGCCGCAGCAAGCAGUGCAGCGGGAGCUGGAGGCUAUGACCAAGGCCUGAGAGGAUAUGGCCAAGGUGGCGGAGCUGGUGCUGGAGCAGCUGCUGCAGCUAGUGCUGGAGGACGUGGAGGUUUUGGACAAGGCCAACAAGGAUAUGGUCAAGGAGCCGGUGCUGGGGCAGCUGCUGCAGCUGGUGCUGGAAGAGGUCGAGGCUACGAUCAAGGUGCAGGUGCUGGAGCAGCAGCAGCAGCUAGUACGUCAGGUCUUGGCGGCAGAGACCAACAAGGAUAUGGACAAGGUGCAGGUGCCGGGGCAGCAGCAGGAGCUGGUGGUGCUAGUGGACCAGGUUACGGAGCCGGACAAGGCGCAGGAGCAGCCGCAGCAGCCAGUGCUGCAGGAGCUGGUGGCUAUGAUCAAGGCUUGAGAGGAUACGGUCAAGGUGCCGGAGCAGGUGCUGGAGCAGCUGCUGCAGCUGGAUCUGGAGGACGUGGAGGUUUUGGAGAAGGCCAACAAGGAUAUGGUCAAGGAGCCGGUGCUGGGGCAGCUGCUGCAGCUGGUGCUGGAAGAGGUCGAGGCUACGAUCAAGGUGCAGGUGCUGGAGCAGCAGCAGCAGCUAUUGCUUCAGGUCUUGGCGGCAGAGACCAACAAGGAUAUGGACAAGGUGCAGGUGGUGGGGCAGCUGCCGCUGCAGCAGCAGGAGCUGGUGGAGCACGGGGACAAGAUUACGGGGCCGGACGUGGUGCAGGAGCAGGGGCAGCCGCAGCAGCCAGUGCAGCGGGAGCUGGAGGCUAUGACCAAGGACUGAGAGGAUAUGGUCAAGGUGCCGGAGCUAGUGCUGGAGCAGCUGCUGCAGCUAGUGCUGGAGGGCGUGGAGGUUUUGGACAAGGCCAACAAGGAUAUGGUCAAGGAGCCGGUGCUGGGGCAGCUGCUGCAGCUGGUGCUGGAAGAGGUCGAGGCUACGAUCAAGGUGCAGGUGCUGGAGCAGCAGCAGCGGCUAGUGCUUCAGGUCUUGGCGGCAGAGACCAACAAGGAUAUGGACAAGGUACAGGUGCAGGUGCCGGGGCAGCUUCCGCUGCAGCAGCAGGAGCUGGUGGAGCACGGGGACAAGAUUACCGAGCCGGACGUGGUGCAGGAGCAGGAGCAGCCGCAGCAGGCAGUGCAGCGGGAGCUGGAGUCUAUGACCAAGGACUGAGAGGAUAUGGUCAAGGUGCCGGAGCUGGUGCUGGAGCAGCUGCUGCAGCUAGUGCUGGAGGACUUGGAGGUUAUGGACAAGGCCAACAAGGAUAUGGUCAAGGAGCCGGUGCUGGGGCAGCUGGUGCUGGAAGAGGUCGAGGCUACGAUCAAGGUGCAGGUGCUGGAGCAGCAGCAGCGGCUAGUGCUUCAGGUCUUGGCGGCAGAGACCAACAAGGAUAUGGACAAGGUACAGGUGCAGGUGCCGGGGCAGCUUCCGCUGCAGUAGCAGGAGCUGGUGAAGCACGGGGACAAGAUUACCGAGCCGGACGUGGUGCAGGAGCAGGAGCAGCCGCAGCAGGCAGUGCAGCGGGAGCUGGAGUCUAUGACCAAGGACUGAGAGGAUAUGGUCAAGGUGCCGGAGCUGGUGCUGGAGCAGCUGCUGCAGCUAGUGCCGGAGGACUUGGAGGUUAUGGACAAGGACAACAAGGAUAUGGUCAAGGAGCCGGUGCUGGGGCAGCUGCUGCAGCUGGUGCUGGAGGAGGUCGAGGCUACGAUCAAGGUGUAGGUGCUGGAGCAGCCGCAGCAGCUAGUGCUUCAGGUCUUGGCGGCAGAGACCAACAAGGAUAUGGACAAGGUGCAGGUGCCGGGACAGCUGCCGCUGCAGCAGCAGGAGCUGGUGGAGCACGGGGACAAGAUUACGGAGCCGGACGUGGUGCAGGAGCAGGAUCAGCCGCAGCAGCCAGUGCAGCGGGAGCUGGAGGUUAUGACCAAGGACUGAGAGGAUAUGGUCAAGGUGCCGGAGCUGGUGCUGGAGCGGCUGCUGCAGAUAGUGCUGGAGGACUUGGAGGUUAUGAACAAGGCCAACAAGGAUAUGGUCAAGGAGCCGGUGCUGGGGCAGCUGCUGCAGCUGGUGCUGGAAGAGGUCGAGGCUACUAUCAAGGUGCAGGUGCUGGAGCAGCAGUAGCAGCUAGUGCUUCAGGUCUUGGCGGCAGAGACCAACAAGGAUAUGGACAAGGUGCAGGUGCCGGCGCAGCUGCAGCAGCAGGAGCUGGUGGAGCACGGGGACAAGAUUACGGAGCCGGACGUGGUGCAGGAGCAGGAGCAGCUGCAGCAGCCAGUGCAGCGGGAGCUGGAGGUUAUGACCAAGGACUGAGAGGAUAUGGUCAAGGUGCCGGAGCUGGUGCUGGAGCAGCUGCUGCAGCUAGUGCUGGAGGACGUGCAGGUUUUGGACAAGGCCAACAAGGUUAUGGUCAAGGAGCCGGUGCUGGAGCAGCUGCUGCAGCUGGUGCUGGAAGAGGUCGAGGCUACGAUCAAGGUGCAGGUGCUGGAGCAGCAGCAGCAGCAGCUAGUGCUUCAGGUCUUGGCGGCAGAGACCAACAAUUAUAUGGACAAGGUGCAGGUGCCGGGGCAGCUGCCGCUGCUGUAGCAGGAGCUGGUGGAGCACGGGGACAAGAUUACGGAGCCGGACGUGGUGCAGGAGCAGCAGCCAGUGCAGCGGGAGCUGGAGGCUAUGACCAAGGACAGAGAGGAUAUGGUCAAGGUGCCGGAGCUGGUGCUGGAGGACGUGGAGGUUUUGGACAAGACCAACAAGGAUAUGGUCAAGGAGCCGGUGCUGGGGCAGCUGCUGCAGCUGGUGCUGGAAGAGGUCGAGGCUACGAUCAAGGUGCAGGUGCUGGAGCAGCAGUAGCAGCUAGUGCUUCAGGUCUUGGCGGCAGAGACCAACAAGGAUAUGGACAAGGUGCAGGUGCCGGCGCAGCUGCAGCUGCAGCAGCAGGAGCUGGUGGAGCACGGGGACAAGAUUACGGAGCCGGACGUGGUGCAGGAGCAGGAGCAGCCGCAGCAGCCAGUGCAGCGGGAGCUGGAGGCUAUGACCAAGGACUGAGAGGAUAUGGUCAAGGUGCCGGAGUUGGUGCUGCAGCAGCAGCGGGAGCUGGUGCUGGAGGACGUGGAGGUUCUGGACAAAGCCAACAAGGAUAUGGUCAAGGAGCUGGUGCUGGGGCAGCUGUUGCUGGAAGAGCUGGAGGCUACGAUCAAGGUGCUGCGGGAGGCGCCGCAUUCGCUAGCUCUAGUGCUGCCAGUGGUGUCGAUGUUUCUACAAUAUAUUCCACUACGUCACGCUUGUCGUCUGCUUCUUCGUCUUCGCGAAUAUCUUCUGCUGCAUCAGCUUUAACUGAUGGUGGAUAUGUAAAUACAUAUGCUUUACCUUCAAUUAUUUCUGAUUUGUCUUCUCAAGUUCGUGCUUCUUCAGCAGAUUUAUCUGGCUGUGAAGUUCUCGUGCAAGUUCUAUUGGAAAUUGUAUCCGCUCUUGUACAUGUUCUAAACUAUGCGGAUAUCGGGGAGAUUGACUUUAAUUCUCUAGGAUCCACAUCUAAUCUGGUUGGUCAGUCGAUUCAAGCUUUAGUGUAGUAACUGAAACUGUGAAAUGCCUUCUUUGUAUUUCUUAUGUAAUGCAGCUGUAGAGAAAUAAAUAUGUUUAAAAUUA
Messenger RNA from Stegodyphus dumicola, 5888 nucleotides. RefSeq lists its product as uncharacterized. The record is from RefSeq and is a predicted model, not a curated record. Gene Ontology annotation, biological process: DNA integration. Lineage: Eukaryota; Metazoa; Arthropoda; Arachnida; Araneae; Eresidae. Gene Ontology annotation, molecular function: nucleic acid binding.